Galeopterus variegatus (Sunda flying lemur) is the source of this 1526-nucleotide messenger RNA. RefSeq names its product gap junction protein, alpha 4, 37kDa (gene GJA4). Gene Ontology annotation, biological process: cell communication. The record is from RefSeq and is a predicted model, not a curated record. Gene Ontology annotation, cellular component: connexin complex. Lineage: Eukaryota; Metazoa; Chordata; Mammalia; Dermoptera; Cynocephalidae. The transcript has 2 exons. Bases 36 to 1037 code for a protein of 333 amino acids.
CGGCCCGGCAGGCAGGCGACGGAGGCCCAGGAGCCAUGGGUGACUGGGGCUUCCUCGAGAAGCUGCUGGACCAGGUCCAGGAGCACUCAACUGUGGUGGGCAAGAUCUGGCUGACAGUGCUCUUCAUCUUCCGCAUCCUCAUCCUGGGCCUGGCCGGUGAGUCAGUGUGGGGCGACGAGCAGUCGGAUUUUGAGUGUAACACAGCCCAGCCGGGCUGCACCAACGUUUGCUACGACCAGGCAUUCCCCAUCUCCCACAUCCGCUAUUGGGUGCUGCAAUUCCUCUUUGUCAGCACACCCACCCUGGUCUACCUGGGCCACGUCAUUUACCUGUCUCGGAGGGAGGAGCGGCUGCGGCAGAAGGAGGGGGAGCUGCGGGCACUGCCAGCCAAGGACCCCCACGUAGAGCAGACACUGGCAGCCAUAGAGCGUCAGAUGGCCAAGAUCUCAGUGGCAGAGGAUGGUCACUUGAGGAUCCGAGGGGCACUGAUGGGCACCUAUGUGGCCAGCGUGCUCUGCAAGAGCGUGCUAGAGGCAGGCUUCCUCUAUGGCCAGUGGCGUCUCUACGGCUGGACCAUGGAGCCUGUGUUUGUGUGCCAGAGAGCACCCUGCCCCUACCUCGUGGACUGCUUUGUCUCUCGCCCCACGGAGAAGACCAUUUUCAUCAUCUUCAUGCUGGUGGUCGGACUCAUCUCCCUGGUGCUCAACCUGCUGGAGCUGGUGUACCUGCUGUUUCGCUGCCUCAGCCGGGGGAUGAGAUCACAGCAGGGCCAGGAUGGCCCCCCGGCCCAGGGCACCUCCUCAGACCCUUACACUGACCAGGUCUUCUUCUACCUCCCCAUGGGCGAGGGGCCCUCGUCCCCACCAUGCCCCACCUACAAUGGGCUCUCAUCCAGUGAGCAGAACUGGGCCAACCUGACCACGGAGGAGAGGCUGGCUUCUUCCAGGCCCCCGCUUUUUCUGGAUCCACCCCCUCAGAAUGGCCAGAAGUCCCCAAGUCGCCCCAGCAGCUCUGCUUCCAAGAAACAGUAUGUGUAGGAGGUUGGGGCUAUGUCACCCAACAGAGGGGUCCUGAGAAGUCUGGCUGCCUUGAAUGCCCCCUCCUUGAAGGCUGUGCAGAGAUGACUAGGCUGUGGAUGCAAGUGCUCACUGGCCAGAGGGCCUCACCACAAAUUGUUCUUGAAUACCUGGAGCCUUCCUGGUGGCCAGAGAGCACCAUGGCUUCCUCUCCAAAAUGUCACUUUGCUCCAGGCACAAACAGAGCCAGCACAAACAGGCCAAGGGUGUUGUGGGCACUGUGGCAGAACCAGAGCCAAUUUAUCCCACCUGCACCCUUACGGAAGAUUCACCUCUGCCCAGGUUGUUCUCACAGGAAAAGGCUGAUCAGGACCACUGGGUGGACCUUGAUGAUAUAGACAGACAGCCUGUGCUGGAUCCAGCCCUGUCAAGGGGACUGGUGUCUUGUUUUCAUCAUUCUUUUCUAGUUCUGCUGUUUAUGCUUCUAAAAUAAACGGGACUUGAUCACAA